AUGCAUCCAGUUGGCCUUCACUGGCGUCGGGAGGCGGAGGAGUAUGUUUGUCAGGAUCAGCCCGUGUUCUGCGUAAGUUCGCAGGAGCUGUAGGCCAUUGUCAUUUAGGUUGCCCCUGUCAUGGUAGCCAAGCAUUCAUCUGCAGGCAGUGUUCGUCUGUGCCGAUGCGGUCGUUGAAUUCACCGAGGACAAUCAACUUAUCCCCUUUUGGCAUAUUCACCAUGAGGGCGUGCUUGACUUCGUAGAAUUUGUCCCCUGCAGUGCCGGGGCUGGUCAUCGGAGGGAGUGAGCGUAGACUUUGACGGCGAUGGCGAAAUUUCCUCCCCGGAGAGACAGACGGAGGCUCAUUAGGCGAGCGUUGAUGCCAUGCGGCAAACAUGAUUUUUGUCCCACUAUGUCGUUUCGCCUGACAAAGCUGAGGCCCUCAUCCAGUCGCUCUGCCUUGCGGCGACCGCUCCAGAAGAAGGUGUUGCCGGCACCCACCUCCUCCAUCUGGCCUUUUUCGGUGAAGUGGGUUUUGCUGAGUGCGUACAUAUCCACAUUAUAGCGCGCCAGCUCCCAAACUACUAGCGUCGUCCUGAGUUCCGUUCAGUUGCUGCUCGGGUUGUUUAAGGGAAAACGAAAAUUCCAGACUUCCGGAUUGGGCGGACGCACCCUACCAGUCUGGUAAACGGGGCAGCGAGAUGGUGCGUGGUUUCUUGUUCGAUUUUUUAAUCAUGUGUAUUGCGCCUGGAAGCCACGAUCAGCGCGCUUUUGCUAGCUCUGUCCUCUUCGCGUGAAAUAGCAAUGAUCCCCCAAAACGGGACGCCUCAUAUAUCCCAGACGUCUACUGAAGUCCGCUAUAAUUCACGACUUUGUAUAGUGGGAGAACGACCUGAGUUUAUCUGGGCCGCCUACGCGAGUGCUUCCGCUCUCAAAGUAGAAAUUUUUGAAAAGAGGGGAGCAGAGGAAUGAACGAAGGGAACAGAAACGAAAGCAGGGUUUCCAGUCUAUCUCUUAGCUAACUGGUUACCAAAAUACUAAGUAUUAAGAGACAAAUAAAACGGAAUGGUAUUCAUUAGAACAGCCUUAUCUUACAGCAAGUACAAACACAAGUAAACGGACAAACACAAACAAACAAGAACAGAAAAUCAAUAUUCAGAUUACUUGGGGAGUCAGUUGUAUUGUGGCGGGGCCGCCUAUGAGGCUUCAUCUUAGAAGUGGCGACGCGAUGAUUCGUGGGAAUUUUGAGCUCGCUGUUACCAAGUAGAGUACAGCAGAAAGCAGAAAGAGUGAAGGGCGGAGGAUAACGGUGAAGAACAGGUGCGAAGAAGCGGAAAGGGGUAGAUUUCCCCGCAAAUGGGUCCGUAUCUUGCUGAGUGCUUGUGGCCUCCUGGGGGAUUGCAGACGGAGCCUCAUCUCAGAGGUGUCGAGGUAGUGAUCCAUCUGGCAAGCGGUGGUGGAUCGGAGCCGAGUUAUCGUGUGUGAGGAUGCACACACGGAUACUCUCAAAUGGUUUAGCCCGCCGAUGGAGGCGGUAGCCGGGGUAUGGCCAAUAGUCAGAGCCUAGCAUCUGGGAGUCACAUGUGAGAGUUUGGUGUCAAAUAAUGGACUCUAGGCGUAAUUUACACCUAUAAGCAAGCGAGCAAUCUAACUCGACCACCACGUGGAUUUACAACUGGACAGCCCAUUAUUCGGGCCCGUAAUAAAUAGGGUUUUCAAAGGCAUUGCCUAUUAUCAUCACCAAAUAAACUGGUCUGGAACAAGUAAAUUAUAUGCACUCACAAAGCAUUCGGUGCCUUAAAUACGUCCUGGUAGAGACCAAAUGAAGCUAAAGCCUGUUCGAUAUGUCGAAUUAGAGGAAAUCCACCGAUCGUUGGCUCUUAAGUCCUGGAAACAAAAUCAAAAUAUUUGUGGAAUUAAAAUGUCCACGCAAUUUUAGACACAGUACAUUAUUGCGAAAAACUGACCCUCAGAGUUGACAGGUUAAAUGCAUGCCGUCUUCCUCAUAUGCCCCUCGCCCGUAAAAUAGGUUAAUCACGAAUGUUUUAAAGGUAUUAUUUAGCUAGGCAAUUGGAAAAUGUUCAGCAUCAUUCGAGUUUCGGAGUUUAACCAGUAAAUGGUUGGCCACCAAAAUGCCAAAGGCAUUUGUGAAGAGAUUUCAAAGUCAUUUACUGUCCAGCUGCCAGAGGCAGACGUAGCUGUUGAAGUUUUACAUCGUCGUCUCUACGACAACCUUUAAAUCAUAAAGGCUUUCCGCAUUCUAAAAACGUUUCUUUUUUCUGUUCAUUCAUGAUUGUUUUAGCGGCGGCAGUUUGCGCCUGGCUCACAGUUACCGCUAACUUCUUAACGUUUCGCAUUUGCUGAUGUAAUUGAUGACUUUAUUUCUGUUUAUCGACAUGAAUAGGGUGCUCAAGGGCGAAAGCCUCAUUCCCUUAAUAAACUGACUUAAACUGACUUAAUAUUUCUAACGCCCAUUCACAUUAUGCUUGUCGGGUUAUUCAAUCUUGAUACAACUUAUGGCAUGUUCCAUUUAAACGACUGUAGAAAAGGCAUAUGAAAUAUUCUGGCAAUGACCUUAUCUUCCUCCAGCAGGCAUAUGAGCCAAUUCAGUCAGUGGUUAUAUAAAAUUUUAAUUGUUUAUCACCAUCGCGCCUCAUCUGAAACCUCGAUGGCGCUUGAUGUUUUUGUUUUCCUGGGGUUUUCCAAAAGCCCUUUGCAUGCAUAUGCUGAGUUUGCUCGGGGAUUUAGUUUUGAGCAUUUUCUUUGUGAUACGAGUUAGGUCUGAUUUUGCGGACGUCUUAAAAGUUGACCGUAAUAGUGGAGAAUAUGGUUUCGAUUUUUUUUCUGCAAACAAAUCAAUGGAUUAUAUCUGGUUCCCACCUUCUUUUUAUGAUGUUGUCCGCAUUUUUCCAUCCGCAAAUUAUGGUGGGUUCGAGAAGUUUGUUCGUCCCACCGAACCCACGACCUGACGAAACUUCUGCCCAAAUGCAUCUUUCAAUCCACAAUGGAUCUUCCGUUUUGUACAAAUCCGUCGCACGGUCACUUUCCCUUCCGACUGUGUCGCAUAAAAUCCCGAAAAUACAUCCCUACAGGGUUCGUUUGUAUGUUAUCCAGGAAGAAGAAUUCGACGAGUUAUGUUUUCCCCGACGUUUUCCUGAUUCCGAAUCUCCUUGGUUUGCCCUACUGUCCCUCACAGAAUUCUGUUCUUCUGCGGAGUCUGUAAAAUCUCUUAUCAAAGAAGUAUUGAAAUUCCAGCGAUUGACUUUACAAGGAGUCCUCUUGUACACGGAGUCCUCCAAACUGACUUACACUGUGGCAAGCCUGUUUAACAGAUCUGGUGAGUCGCACCACUUUGCGGUCAAUUUUCCUACUGGUCAGCGUGCUUCCACUUAACUGGUCUAUCGUCUUGCUUGAUUUCACAUAUUUCCUAUGUCUAAACCCUCAACCAUAAAAGCUACGCACCUUAAUCUGUCCGCUUCCUUUAUCAACCAAAGGCAUUUAUGCGGAACUCUUUUGUUGCGGCAGAAUUAUACCUCUGUCGUGGUCUUCGCCAAGAAUUUUCUUGCAUAUCGAUGUGUCGGUCCCCCAAGAUUAAUUUCUGACAUCCGAUCCAUCGGUCUACACAACAGUAAAUUCGUGGUUAUAUUCCGCCGUCACCGUAGGUCUAUCUUAUAGAGGGUCGCGAUCUGUCACCAAGCCGAUUAUUUUGCCUAGAUGCAGUUCGAUAAUUCGGCUACAGAGUAAUCUGAUUGACACUUCUUUCGGGUUUUCUUCGGUGCUUGUUCGAGAAAAAUUAUAAGACACGUCCCAGUAGUGACUCAAGCAAAGACAGCACUACUACCUUGUUAUUGAAUAUGACUGUUUAAUGGAUUUGCGGAUCGUUUGCACUUAACAGCUCAAUUACAUAUCGUGCGUUAUGUUUAUGUCGUCUUAGAAUGGUUGUUUGCUUUAAUUCCAUAACAUGGUGACUCAAUAUCUCCAACUAAGGAAUCAACUUCGUCCACCGAGUCUCAUCCGCUGGGCUGUUUUUGCGGGCGGUUAAUUCCUUGUGUCAUGUCUGACCAUGUAAACUCACGCCUGACCAUAAAUACAUAUUCAGUCGUCCGUUGCAAAUGUCUAAAUAGACGUUCAAAUUAAGGACCUUAGGGCCACAGAAAGUUUCAAUACCGUGUCCACAUUUGGACUUGGAAAAAAUGACGUCUUCCCUACAGGGCCUAUGCAUGUUAGUCUUUCACUGCCUUACGAUUCGAGCAUGGCACACCCCUCGAUCGUUUCGAAUUAGUGAUAGAAGUACUCAGGGGAGCUUCGCGUAACACGUUAACCAUCUGGUUUUAUGACAUUUUGCUCGAACUAGCUACUAACAAGAAACCUUGCCGCGGUAGCUCAGGACUUUGUGGAUGGCGUUGCGAAAUUCGCAGCCUAUCUUAACUCGGAGACUGUAAGUCCAAACAAUUGUUUCGCUGUAGUGGAUAUUGCAAAAACGUUCCUCCACUAAGGCCGCAAUUUUUUUAAAAUUCAGUCCAAGGACUGACCUAUUGCACUCGUUCUGCCACCGACACGUCAUUCAUUAAACGCAACGAGCAGCUGGUUGGUGUGACGUAUGCAUUUUGGGAGCACCCUUUUUACAGAUUGACUACAUCCUCUGAGUACACGCAGAACAAGUCUUGUUGGAUGUCGUUCCAGUAUAUUCUGUUAGAAGUACUUAGGUUAGUGGUUAGCCACGAAACUGAUGGUAGUUCCAGGUGAAUUUUUUAAAAGAAAAUGCUUGUAGGAAAAUGCGUUUUUCUAAGUUAUACCGCGCCAUAUAAGGUGAUGCAAACUGGCUUUCUCUAAUUCUGCCAUCAUAGUUUGACACUUGGAAAGCUGCAGUUGGAUUUUAAACGUGUUCUCUCUGCCCCUGGUUCUUGGAAGUUGGGAGAUAAAACAUUAUUUCACUAGAAUAGAGAGGGCUUUUUGAACCAGAUUGCAUCAGUAAUAUUGCGUUAUGCAGAAUUUCCAGCACUGCUUCUCACAUCUUGCUGUAAGGUUUAAAAGGAAGGCUUUUUGCAUUCAAUGGGCCUGCGUCUUUCCGGUAUUGGUACGGAUGUUAUUUUUGAAUAUAACAUUUGCUGCCCUUGUGUUUACUUCAAAGAAGGAUACGGAUGCCCAAGGCAUCCCGCUCUUGCAUAUUAGUGGCUUUUGUCAACUUUUGAGAUCAACUGUUUCCAGUUAAGGCGGGGCUUUCGAAGUGUAUAGGAUUUUCUUCCGACAUCUGGAUAGGAGGGCCCUUUGAAACUUUUUGCGCAGGUGCUCAGGGUACAAUUAAUUAACGCCAUCCUUAUUUCAUGCUUAUUAAGAAAUUCCCAAAAGUGGGGAGAUUAGCGUUAAACAAAAAGAGCAAAACCAAAGUAUUCGGCGCAUGUUUCCUUUACCGUUCUCUUGUCUGCCGUUUAUUAGCCUUUUUUGGUCACGGUUUCAUUUUCUUGCGUCCUUUUUCCUUUUGAAAGCGCGACGGAUCUGGCUUUAUUUUUGACCGUUGGAAGAUUUCACACUAAAGUCAAAACCAAUUCCAGAAGUCUUCCCCCGUCACAAUCUUCUUAUGCGUCACACGACAAAAAAAACUUUAAAUUGGAGCUCUCACGGUUCCUUAAGCAGCCUUCCUACUAGAAUUAUAUGCAAUAAUAAGCAGUGUGCAUGCUGAAAACGGGAAACUUCCGUAUCUACGUGCUUUUCUAUUGACAUUUAUAUAGGCCAGAGCAAAUUCAGUGACGGUCAAUAGCAAGAUCCUGUCCAGACAAUUUUGGGACGGUACUUUGACAGCUGAACUGCUUCCAAGUGUUUGACAAUUCUAGAUUUCAUUCCAUAAUGCUCAAAUUCCUAUCUGUUUCGGCCCCCGUUGAGUAGACCGUAUUAUGCGAGCUCUUUUCCAACCUGUCAUACCCCUUAAUUGCCCUGAGCUUUUAGAUAUGCAGUGUGCACGUUUUCGUCAUCGGUUCACAAGAUGCAGCAGAAGUCCCGUAUACCCCAUGUCAUUGUUGCCCACAGGUGGACAUAUAUAAUUUGGUUUAUACUUUAUGAUUUUGGACACCGACGAUCCAGUAGCUCCAAUGAUGACCUGUUGCUGUGUGUUUGGUUGGUUUUGUUCAAAUAAUCCUGCCUGACUGAAAUAUUUGCGACUCCAGAUAUCACCACUAGCCACCAAGUUCUUGAAAAUUUGUCGAGUCUGUUCACCAGCUGUGAUAAAACAAGAACGUAAACAUUGCCCAUGCGGAAGUUAAGUUGUGUAGAGCCUUUUCCGAAAUUAUUUUCAUGCCAUUAAGUUUCCACAUGUUUCUUGGAGAUGAGCUUUUGGAAAAUCGGAAGUUAUGAAGAUCCAUGAGGGAUAACCACUUUCUUAAGUAGAACCUGGUUUAUAGUUUAUUGCUAGUUGUUUGUCCACCUUGAAGUUGUAUGUAAGGCCACUGCACAACGACUAUUCUGGUCGUUCCGUCCUACCAGAAGUGCGUUCCAACUUAUAUUUGAUGAUAAGGGAUCAUACCUGAUGUGGGUUAUCGCCUGUUUUCUGUUAAUAUGUGUUUUAGCCCUUUCCGACGAACCAUUUGAAGUGUUCAUCGUUCCAAAGGACCUAGCCCCAGACCUUGCUCUGCAAUGUGCUGCAUCAAAUUCGACUUGCUUCCUCUCUCUUGGACUUCCCUUUGCUCCUGACCAAAUGUCUGAACUUGGAAUGUCCAAUAAUUUGCAAUCAUCAAGAAUAUUUCCUCCCGGCGUCCAGAAAAAGGCAAAGCAAUCGGAUCAGCACCAUGUUGAGUCCUCUCGCUUUGACGAAGUUUCGUCUGGCAAUACGAGUAUUGCCUCUAGGAAUAACGUCCGCCUCUUCGAAAUACUAGGCCUUGAUAAAUCAGCUCUUGCUUCUGGUCACGAUCCCGCAUCAUCUAGUGCGUCCAACUUGUCCGUGCUCACGUCGGGGUCGACUCACCAUCCCUCGCAAGUCCUCUCUUCUCCGAGUCCUCGGCUCAGCCUCGUGUCUCCACGCGUUCGUUAUGAUAACACGUCUGCAGUCCUUCACGCUAAACUCGACAACGCUGGGCCUGGCAGCAGCUCAGAGGAUGCCUUGCUGAACCGAUCAUCAGUCCUUUUUGUUGCCGUCUCCUUCAUUUUACUGAUGAUUAUCAGCCUGGGUUGGCUGAUAUUCUACUACAUCCAGCGUUUCCGCUACCUACACAGCAAGGAACGGGCUUCAGUAAGUGCUCACUUGUUUGCCUGUCCGUGUGCUUCGUGGAAACGGAAAAAAGACUGAUUUACCGUUGGCCUAAUUUCGUCUUAGACUAUGCAUGCGCGGGUCAUAAAGUGCAACUGCCUUCUUAUAAACUUCAAAGGCUACCUUGAUUAACGUUUCAUUGCAUAUAUUGUCUGUAUCUUUAAUCUUUUAUCCAAACCUCGCCCAACUUAAAUCAGACUGCGCCGUUGCUUUCGACCUACAUAGAAAUCAUACAGACGCAAGGCACCCUUCGAUGGAAUGCCCCGUUGUAUUGGUUUAGGCUGCGGCCACACAGGGGGGAUACGUGUUAGCCAGAGCCGGUGUGACGUUAGCCACAGUGCCCAACCCCACAUUCAGUCGGACUUACUAUUGGUCUGCGUGAUCGGGCCAAACCUUUAGGUUAUUGUAAUCAGACGGUCUCGAGCCCACGAAUGAGGGUACAAACGAAGAAUAAGAGUGACGGGGUGCCUUAGAAUAGUGAUUUAGUCAUCUUACAGUUCGUGUAUCGGGACUGGAAGGAGGGCAAAGAUAGCAGCUAGUGAGAUGGAAUUUGGUCUGGGAAAUAAGUUAACAUGACAAUUGUACAGAAUCUUGCGACAAAAAAUGCAACAGUACCUCCUUCUCCUCACAGGUCAAUGAACAAUGAAAAGUCUUCUUAAGGUCGGCCACCAUGGAACGCUCAGUUUCAAAAGUUUAACCAUCUAGCGCCAUAACCUAAUUUCUUGCAGCUGAAACAACUGUUGUCGGGUUCACUAACUUCUCUGUGUUGUAAGGGUUACUGUUCCAUGCCUAGGCGGUUUUUCGCCACUCUCGACCAAUUACUCUUGUACUGGAAGCUGGGAAAUCAUUUUCAUCUCGAGGACCUUUCUGUUUGGACGCCAGUUCUUGCAGAAGCUCCACCUAAGUUAGAUAGUCAUGCUAGUGUAGGAGUGUGACAGCCUUUUCCGAGCUCAUACUCUUACUUUUUUGCAGAGUCCGGCCCUGGCUCUAUUCUGAAAGGCGUGUCGUCCCAAUUUGCAUGAUAUGGUUGUGUUGGUUAUGGUUCGUAUCCAUCUUGAGUUUUACACUUCCCCGUAACACUGGACUCAGCUGGCCUUCCACUACUUGUUAAAAUUAUUUUUUUGCAACUUACAACUAUGGGAAAUACGUAAAGCAUUGCCAUUCUGAGGGGGUUCAUCCCCUCAACUUUAAGCCGUCGGUUCUAGGGCCCGACAAAAAUUCACAUUGCCGUCAUGCAUUCAGUAAGAAUUUGUGCGCGCCACUCUCAUGUGACCAGGAUCUGAGUAGUUUCGCUCCACCCUACGUGCUUUAUGACUCCCAAAAUAAACUCCUCCAAUCCCAUCAUUGUCGGUUCUUGAGGCCGACGUCAGCGACAGUAGAACGAUGGAAUCAGUAUGAGCUUGUAUGUAUUUUCACCACACAAUCGUAGCACUUUGAUCUUCAUUCAAAUAUUUCCUCAUCAAAUUGCGGAUAACGAUAUUUUAUUCGACCUUGUAGUAAAGCCCUCAUGGACAGUCUCUUACCAGCCAGUAAAGGGUGAUAUUCCGCAGAGGAGGGACGAGGGAACUGUUACGGCUCCCUGUGUUGGAGGGUAAGGGGGGGGGGGAAGGAUGAUUCGAUUUGACUUCGGACGGUGAACUUAAUGAUCGUCGAUCCGGCAUGCGGGUAGAGGUCAGUGAUCCAACGUAGAGGCGUUAGAAAUUGCGGUUGCGGUUCGCUGUCUCUGGGGAAUGGGGGGGGGGGAGCGGCGAAAUAGUCCGAUUAUGCAUGGCCCGGUGUGGAUUAGCGACAGUUGUUAGGUCGUGGCCGCAAGUCAGUGACUGUCGCUAAUCCACACCGGGCCAUGCAUAAUCGGACUAUUUCGCCGCCCCCUUCCCCAGACACAGCGAACCGCAACCGCAAUUUCUAACACCUCUACGUUGGAUCACUGACCUCUACCCGCACGCCGGAUCGACGAUCAUUAAGUCCACCGUCCGAAGUCAAAUCGAAUCAUCCUUCCCCCCCUACCCUCCAACACAGGGAGCCGUAACAGUUCCCUCGUCCCUCCCCCACCACAGACGCUAGCCUAAUUAUGUCUCCAUCCCCCUCCCUUUCAUUCAUUAGUGGCUUAGCUAUUAGUGGCUGCCCUGUCACGCCAACCAAUUUGCUCUGACCAUUUCACUUUCUCCUCUGUUUAUUUCGUCUGACGACGGGUUGGUGUCACCAGCUCGAAAAUUCACGAGUACAACUCAAUUUUUCCGACGAGCCUUCUAUCUUCAACAUAUUAUCUCGGAAUGCACACUGCCUCAACUAUUCAAUAUAUAUAUAUAUGUAUAUAUAUAUAUAUAUAUAUUUGCCUAGUUUACCGUGGUCAUCUAGCCAUAAACCUAAUCUCAACAGCCUCGACUGAUUCACUACAGUCGAUGUAUGCCUACUGGAUGAGGCUUUUUCCGGCAUACCUGCAUCGAUGUUGCAGGUUCACGAACACGAUCAGCACUCCGUAUUUCUCGUCAGCUAUCACUUGUUUUGUCAGCCCUCCGUUGAUGUCCGUCACCUAUGCUAUCUCAUUCGUAUUUCACCCCUUGCCGUAUCAACAAGACGUAAAGCCCGCAAGGACUCAGGGCAUUUCCCAUUCCGCGCAUCAGUGGCCACUACAAUGGUUAGUACGCGUUUUUCUGCGCAAGCUGCCGAGCUGGAUGCUAGAAGAGGAAUAGGUAAUGUAUGUCGUCUACUGCAGAUGCGGCCACAGCCACUCCCUCCCCUCGUCAAUUCAUUGACGUCAGCAGCACGUGUCCCUCGCGCCAUCGCCUUCGCUGACAGUCGCUGUCUGCUCCUCAACUGUCUUUGGACCUACGUAAGGGAGGAGGAGGAGGAAUGCCGGCUCAGUGAGGACUGCUUUCGUUGUCAUCUAAGGAGAAAUGAUUGCUCUUGCUUGUGGGUUGAAGACGUACAUCCCACCCCACCAUUACUGGAAUCGGGAUCCUUCACGACACUAACGGGACGUAAUUCGCGUGCUAAUCAUCCAACUCGCAUGCUUUUUACGGUUUACUGAAAUUUGUAAGCCAUGCCACACUAUGCAUCCCAAGUUGUACAUCAUUUGAUAGCCAGUCCAAGGGACUGCAAAUCUUCUGCCUCACCGAGGUUUGUUUAGCGCAAUCCACCUACGACAGAACUAUAACGAACAAAUAAUAACAAGUCUGUGAUCAACUUUGCAGACUUGAGAACGCGCACUUCCACUUCUACCGUCUUUCGUCCUACUCAUCCUUCACUGACAGCUUUUCCGACAUCUCUUCGGAGCUCUUAUGGCAGUUCUAAUUGGUUCUUUGCUAUAAUUUUCAGCUAAUUCUGAAAUUCACACCUUAUACAGUUUAUUUUAGUCUUUGGGUGCUGUGGUCAGUGGCAGCGCUCUCUAGACCUUUCGAACCCCCACUCAACCUUUUCUGUGGCAUUAAAAUUCUCCCUCCGUCCCCGGUUGUUUCAUCCACCUGCUUUUUUGAGCGAUACGCUUACGGACCUCGACCUCCCUUCCAUACUGCAACGUACUACACGUGUCUUCUAAUUCUGACUAGGAAUGUUAGUCGAUUUCAAAAUCAAUUUCUAAUCGGACGAUUAACACUUUAGCAAAUUCUUCACCGAAUUUUAAUUUUUGACAUCAGUACCAGACGAUACGCACUGUAACUUUUUCAAGAACGCGCAGUUGGCUGUCAAAACUUCUGUAAUGAGAGGACCGAAAAGCGAUAACCGCUGAGUACUUCUUUCCUGGGUGACGACCCGUCAUCAUACUCGAAGUGAUUAGUUCAGGGCCAGGAUUAGUGCACUUUCAGUUUUAUAAAAGAUAUAGCCACAUAAGCGGAUUUAGCUCCAGUGCACAUUUUUAGACAACACACAAACAAGUCAGGUAAUAAUUUGGCCCAGAGUCUCUCACCUAUCCUCAUUUCAUUUGCCGCGAUUGUGACACUGGCGCACCCAUUGUUUUGUACUGCUCGUCGCAUUUAUUCGAGAAGCUCUGCCGAAAAAGGGACACUGGCGUGGUCAUCUUUAGUUUGUGGCGUACUUCAACGCCUUGGACCCCGACCUGGCCAACUUUCAGGCCACCACCGCACUGGUUCUCAAACACAAUAACCUGCCGAGAACCCUAUUCUCGAAGUAGUUGCCUUUUCGGUGAGGCCACACAAACCACCUGGGGUUAUUCGGAUAGUGGAUUAAGUUGCCGACGAGGACAUUGUGAGAUUGAGUGGUUGGCAUUGUUCCUGACAAGGUAGAAGACCUCCUGAAGACCAACGCUCUACCCGAGAACUGUCUAACAUGCCUCAGAUGCGAUGACGGUCAAAUGGAGAAGCUGGUAGCACAAAUCAACGAAACGCCAACCGGGUUGCAAAAGGCCCGUGUGAUCACAAAGACUGAACGACUGGUCAACACGUGCUGCCAUGACGAGAUUCUGUGUAGUUCCUAAAGUACACCAGGAUGGUGAUCUCCUCCUCCUAUCUAUCAUAUAUUAGCACGGAACGUGCACAUUUAGUCUGGCUAAAUGGCUGUUUCGACGCCUAAAUUUCCUCUCAUCGGGCUCUGAAAUAGCUACCCGCCCAACCUUGCACCUUUUAGGUCCAGUGUGAUACGCCUGGACGCUGGAGGUGGUGAUAUAGUCUGGUGUAACCGAGCUCUUCUCCCCAAUCCCACAGUGCCUGGCUGUUGAAACCGUGUAUGGCCUGCUCGUGAACCAAUGCGAGACAAACAUAACAGUGGCCCCUCAUACAGCCGCUCAAACUUUGCCUCAAGAGGUAUUUCAUCCUUGAAGGUACAGUGUAUAAGCAAAUCGAAGGUACUACGAUGGGAUCUCUGCUGUCUGAUUUCAUCGCCGAAACUAUUCGGCGAAGCUGAGAGCACCGGUAUUCACAACUCUCUGGCCAACAUCUUAGGCUCUGUUUAUGGGCAAUACCUUCAUCGUGUUCGGGCGGAAAAUGGUCACAAAAUCCAACGCGUUCUUAAAUUCUAUUUUGUCUAACACCCAAUUCGCGACUGAGGCGGGCAGCAGUAGGUAGUUAUUUUUUCACAACCGAGCUCGCCAAAAACUGUAUGGGAGCCUGAAGAGGACAACCGCUACCCCAUGCCAGGCCCUAAGUUACUCUAACGGCCAUUUGUUAUGUCGUAAACGCAGCUAUGUGCGAACAUUUUAAGGAAAGCGAGCACUCAUUGCAGCUAUUCUAGCGUCCUGAGGGGACCGUCACUUCCAUCGGGUACCCUUAAAGCAUUGUGGGUGCUUCUGACUGCCCGAGCCAACUAUAGGGUCAGAAGAAGGACAAAUGAAAGUUUUGAGGACAUUACCGUACAGGGAGAACGUAUCCAAAGCUGCCUGCUCAUCUCUUACAACCACUUGGGGUUGGUGUUGCUUGCGGAAAGGAAACAACGGUAAAGCGUCCGGCUAUGAGGUCCAGGAGCCCCUUGUCACAUUAGCGAGGAAGGGGGCAAGCGAGGGACAAGGAAUGGAUGCACAGAAUUAGGUCAUCAUAUACGGACGAUGCAGACGAGACCAGUGGGCGCUGUCGCCCAGAUGCCGCCCUCGACAGGGGAGAGGGGAUAAAUGUUUGUUACCACAGCAACAGCUACUUAGCACAGUUCAACCUGCACAAACAGCCUUCGAUUCGGCGGUACAUUAUCAUGAACGAAACUCCUAAAAGAUGUGAGGCGCGAUCUUAAAGUCGCCGUCGACAUUAGAAGCUUGUCUGUGAUUUGGAAACGCCAGAAAACAGGAAUGUUGGCUCGCAGACUAGUCUUUUCCUUUCGAAUAUGCCCGCAACGCGCACUUUCGUUUGCCUUAUGAGAGCACGAUAGCAUGUUUUACUGUCCCAUUUUUAUUAUUUGGUCGCUAACCACAAAGCGUUCGGGUGUGUGGCCUCGGUCGAAUGCGGAUUAAGUCAGUGUAGCGCAUGAUGCCUGUCCAACGGACCUUCAAGCCUUUGACUUUUGACGUCGGUAGUUUGUUAGGCGUUUUCUCGCCGCUGCAGUCGAAUUCUACGAGUGACCUGACAGGCCAGCUAGUCUCUGUCACAGAAGUCUAAGCUAAAAAUACCUCAUUGUCGGCGGUAUGCGGCCUUUUCAUCGGAAACUCUCCCCUUCACCCAAGCAUGUUUCACUCAGAUGUCACCGCUUGAGUAGCCUAUAUCUUUACUUGUCCUCUCAUGCACAUCUGAUGCCUGUAAUUUCUUUUGGGGAUUCAAUAGAAACUGUUUCCUUUUUGUACUAUCUUAAAGAUGAGUAUCUCAUGGUGCAGAAUAUUGAAAUUUCCAAUGUUUGCUUCAGAGAAUAAUACAUGCUCUUUAAGAUGCAUGCUAGUGGUCAGGAUCCCUUGAAACUCAUCGGAAUAUUUGGUGAAUUUUGAAAACUAUCAUAAUCAGUAACAUAAAGAACCUGUAGAAACUCUUUUGAGGAUGAUGCACCCCAAGUACGUAAUCUUUAAAAACACGCAAGGGAACAGGUGGGGAUUAAAGGUAUUUUGACAUUUUUUCAGGCCAUCUCCCUCUUUUUACAUAACCGUCGUAGAAAAGGCUAUUUUCUCUCUAAAAUUCCUAUACCAUUGGAGGUACAAGUAAUGGUCGACCUGAGCUAUUUAAAUAACUGCCUCCCGCUGCGGAGUCUUCGGUCUGUGUUUUUAUGUCAAGAGUCAAAUGAUCACAAAGUUUCUUUUUCCGGACAAAUUACUACGUGCAGCAUAUUUUCAGAUUUGAUUCUAACUCUUGAGCAAGCUGCUAAUGCUGUUUUUUUCAUUGGAAAUUUGAGUUUCCUAUGCAGCAGCAACUCUUUUACCUAGGCGUCAUCUAGACCAGUGCACUCAGUUCACGGUUAACUGUUCUCUGCUCGUGAACUCUGCCAACGAUCGUGCUCCCAGCCCUGUCGAUCAUUUUUAUUUUACCCCGUUCUCUGCUAGUUAUUCAUGAAAUGAAUGUGGAUCAAGGUUCGUUUGUUAUAACUUUGGCAGUAUGAACGCCCUCAACCCAAUAGCUUGUCAAUCACGUUCUUCUUGUCCCCGCGCUAGAUGCGUAGAAGCCGACGUUGUUUGCCGUCUUUGUGUUGAGAUUUACUGAUCUGUCGUUCUCUGCUUUUUCAGCGACGUUUGGCCGAACUGGCAAGGAAGGCUGUCGCGCGGAUACCAGUGAAGUUACUUCGGGCGGGCGACAAGGUAAAAGACUGUCUAGAAAAACUUUCCAUGGUAAGGAUAGGUUGUGUAGCUGGGGUCAGCAAGAGAUAACCCGUGGAACGCGUCGUACAGGAAUAGUAGCAAUAGAGGUUAUACGGGUGGGGCCUUAAGACGUAGGCAAAGAUAUUCGGUGGAUGUGAAAUGUAAAAAAUCAGAUUCGCACUGUGAGCCGUCUAAUGUGCUUGGGAAGUAAACGGAUUGUCUGUUGCCGACCCCGACCAUAUAACAUAUACCUGUCCUUCUCAUAAUAAUGGCACACAAACCUUAGACCGCGCAUUUACCCUCUUUUGGUUUCCUGUCAUGUUUUCUGUCUUCGAUCUGUGAAGUUUAGAACAUCCGUACUCUUGUUUAACACUACACACUAUCUACAGUACUUGGCCGAAAUCGCAGUAUGGGAUGUCCAGGUUGGGGGGAUGGAGGGAGGAGGUAUACCUUACUAAAUUCCACAGUCGUCCGAGUGCCUUGCAUUUAUCACCUAUUCCACACUGUUCCCAUCUAUCAGCGGACUUACCCCCUUCUCCACGGAGCUGCCCUCUGCGUGACGGCACUACCGUACCAUAAUCACUUGGACUGUCAGGCCACACCUGAGGGAGGUAACCAGUGUGUUUUCGGCCCUGAUGAAUUUCUUGGUGUGCAGUCUGGUUUUCGGGGUAGGGGGAAACAAACCGCCUUGCGCACGCAGAGGUAGGCUGUAUGCCAAGUCAGUUGCGGUGCUCACCUGCAGUUAUCGGAAUCCUAUAGAUAGGAGGAAAUGCAAUCUUGUAGAUAGUCCAGGCUUGCUCGGGUCAUCUUAUUAGACCAAAAUUGCAGUUCAUGGUGGGAUUCAGCAGUCAUCUAGUGCAUCUCAGCAGCCCUAUUUAGGAGCAUACUGUCCCGGGAAGAAGGGUCCCCUGUUGACCUGGCUGCUGGUUACCCUGCGCGUCCACAGGUGGUUGAUAGUGGAACAGCCUUUAGCGUAAGUUAACUGCAAUGGUAGCGGAGCACUCACCGAUCGUUUUUACGGAAAUCACUCAUCCCGUUGUGCCUUACGGGCUCUCUCUCGUGCCCAACCAGCAGCCGCAGAGCGGUGCAUGAUAUAAGCAGGAUGUCAUUACGACAAAGACAAGGGAGACUGCAAUGGCCAUUUCUGGCGUAUUAGCCGUCGUCAGCCAGUCAUACCGAACCCCAAGGUGUGGAACACCUGGGGCUCGAUCUCGCGACUUGUUAGUUAGAAGUCCAACGCCUCUAACUACCGAGCCACGGGCUCGCUGUCUUGUCAGUUGCAAUCGGGGAUGUACAAUGGUAGAGGGACACUCAGUAAUGGCGAAAUAAGUGGUCCGUGGGGCCUGGCGAAUAAACAGUCGCGGACCAGUAAUAGCAAUUCUACAGGGCGUGGAUGGUUUUGGCCUGGCAUGCGAUUUUUUGUAAAGUCUUGCAAAGCCCGGUGACGCGCUGUGACAUGGUGACCAUGAACCGUCAUUACAUAAGUUUGCUUGCUACCGCUGACUUGCAAUUAGGUUUUCCAGCGAAAGCCCCAGAAGGGACUACCUCGAACAAACAAUCCGAUCGGCUGUUGGGGAACCGGAUAUAAUCGGAGCUCAUGAAACCUAUCUGACCCAAGUAGUACGACCCACUCCGCGGCGUUCGCAAGAACCAAUGCGCCCCGCAGCUCCGGCCCAGUGGUGCAGGUGCAUAGCAUGCGCGCAAAAGGGACUCCUGGUAUUGGAUGCUGGAAUGUGCGCACGUUCCUGGACCCUGGUACCCAAAGUCAGACUGUACAGUCUUCAUAAGUAAAAUGUAGAUAUCUGUUUACUGUUCGAAGUCCAAAUCCCUGACUCAGGCACUCAAUUCCUACUUCAUCCCAUAUCACGGCGGCCCACGUAACUUCUGUGGUGAUCGCUAUCGCAACAUAUGAACCAUAUGCUACUUGCGUAGGAGCCAGUCAAUGACAGACUGACUCUUAUACGGCUGAAAAGUGACUACAGACAACUCUGUCGUUUCCGUGUACACACCAACAUCGACUGUGAACCAGCGCGAUAAAGAAACCUACUCGCAUCUGCAAGAGUUAGUUGAAAGACUCACCUCGACGUGAUCUGCUGAGUUUUGCCGGGGACUGGAAUGAUCUGACUGGGGCAGAUAAUUCUUCAAAAAGUUAUUUUAUUAUCGUUUUGGGCGUGGUUCUCGAUGCGGCAAUUAUGAGAGCCUGUUAAACUUUGCCGACCAGAACCGACUGUUUGUCAUUAACACGGAGUUCCAGUCUUACCACAAAUGCCUGCUGACCAUGUAUUCAAUUGGUGGCCAUACGGCCGGUCAGAUCGACUACGUUCUAUUUGGUCCAGGGAUACGCAGCUGAGUUUACGAUAACAGAUCGAUGCGUGCUACGCAAACUGGUAACGCUAAUGGGUCGUCAUUAUUCUCGUUCGCAUGCACCUGAACGUCCGCACCCAAAAUAUCUACAAGAUGCCAUGGUGUCCUAAGAUUACGACAAACCUACAUAGGCGAGGUCCUUAGCACAAAAAUCCGAUCAUACCCGUAACCCAAGUCGAAUCAGAUGGUAGUAUCGAAUGGUCAUGAUCGAACCCCUCAAGCAGGAAGUAGCUGAUAAGAUCCUUGGAUUUAACCAAUAGCAUCAAUGGAAGAACCUUGCGGUUGUCUGCCUAUACGGCUUGAGCCAGGUCCUGCAGCGAUAAUUCCUCCCGUUAGCAACAAAAAAUGAUGGCAAAGUCAACACAUGAUGAUCUCCAAAAAUAUUGGGCUGGAACAGAGACGUCCAUGGAGCAGGCUUCAUACACUGAUGACCAUCGAAAACUCUACUAAAUUAUCCGUCGUGUUAGUAGUAAGCCCUCUGCACUGAGUGACCGUUCGCUAUGUGAAUUACGAUUUUAUUGCUGAUAGCCCGGCCAAGGUCGAGCGCCUGCGUAAACUCUUCGAACCAACUCAUAAUACCCCUGCACCCCUCUACAGCAGAGUUUCAUCCCCCUCCAGCCCAUGCAGUAUCGUGUGACUUUUCCCCCUUUUGGAGGCUGAACCGAAGUAGGGCAUCAAAAGAGGUCGACAUUCUCGCUGAAAUCUACAAGCCUUGCAUCGACACUAGAAUUCUUCAAUUCUACAAUGGCUGCUAACAACCGACGGCCGUCUGUUUUGCUGACUGUUUUGUCCCUGUGGCGGAUAAUUGAAUUAGACGGUUUGUCGGCAGAAAUCGCCCCCAUGAUCGAGAUCUACCACUGCCCGUGAAAAUCCUUCCCAACCGUCGGGUGUUAUUCUAUCUAGCGUUCGACAAGAUUGCAUUUUUGCUCAUUUUGCUCAGCGACGCCAUUGACUAGAUUCUCGGAAGGACCCUACAAGGUUUUAACCGUGUUGAUUUUGCACCGGGACGCCGGCGGACUGAUCUGAACUACGUGGAUGAUAUCGUUUUGCUAGCCUCAAACUUUGGUGAUCUACCGUCCGUGGUGUCACGACUGAAUGAUGUCGCUAAAUCAGUCGGCUUAUUUAUAGACGGCGGAAAGACCAACAUGCUGAUCAGAUUGAUGAAAUAACGUGGGGCUUUGCUAUCCAACAUGCCUGUUUUAUGGUCUUUGCUUACUCGAGCACUAGUGCGCUUUUUGUCUCCCAUAUUCGCCUGCUAUGUUUAGCGAAAUUCGAUGCUCUAGCUCAUACUACCUGCUCCAUCAGCGGGUGCUCUUAAUGUACAACGGGCUGUUGCCGUUCCUUUCCUGAGCUGCCCGUCAGUUUUUUUACAGGCUGGCCACAUAAGCAGUCCUUAUUAUUGCACCAAGCACAGGGGUAUUUCUUCUUCUGUCCUAUUCUUCUGAGCGAGUAUGAGCUCAUUUUAGCCGAUCGAACACAUAUCGGGCCAACUGUUUAUGACUUUUACCCGCGGCACUCAUCCGGAGACUGUUGGGCCUGCGCCUCCACUAACUCCAAUAUUUCUGCUGUUGUCAACAAGCAGGAUAAGUACGUUUCCCAGGGCGGAAGUAUGAACUAGAAACUGGAUAACUCAAUUGUCUUAUGACCAUACGUCGCACGAUAUACCUUUCUUGACAGCACAGGCGCCGACCAAAGCCCAGACACAAUGGUCUGCCGCUGCAUGACACAGCUGCGGGGGGUUUAGGCUCAUCAGUGGGUCCCCAGAGUUCCCUAUGGGCUUUCUGGUAGAUACCUCAGUUUUUAAACUGCAGCUUUUUAAUUUCCUCGGAAAUUAAUCGCUAACUCGGAGUAAAUCAGUCCAUUUGGGACCUAUGACCGGCCUCGGUGAGCUGCACCAUUUUUUGUCGCCAUGACUGUUUUGGGACAGCACGGACACCGGGUUCGGGGUCGGAAAUUAGGCGGCCGUGGUUGUGCACUGCCCGCGUUCGUCUAUUAAUCUUGCCAGCCUAUGCACUCAGCACCCUACCAGCCCCUCUCUUUUGUAACAUUCUGUCAAGCCCUUUUCAUGUUUAAAGGGUCAUUUUGUAAUCUCUCUCGCUCUCAUCUCGUCUGUUUUUGACCUCCAGGAAAUAGGCUCCAACGGCGAACACUGUGCAAUCUGCAUCGAACCCUACCGCCCAUUUGACAAUAUUCGCAUUCUCCCAUGUCGGUAGGUUCACAUAUGCUACUGUCUGCUGUUUGGCAGUUAAAAAGUUCCGCGCGCCUGUGUGUUCGCCUCACGGUACAGUGGUGAAUCUCGUCUCUCGCGACGACUAAACUAUCGUGGGCAUGUUUUGUGUAAAUUUUCGCCAGUCUGACGCAUGUGCGCUUUUUUUUAUCUGACGGAUUUACUGUGUCCUUAUGUCACACACCAGCGACAGACAUGUAAACUGUAUGAACUGGUCUGCCUGUUUGACGUUUUUUCAUGCGUCCCCCUUGCAGUCUGCGCUCUCUUUAUCUCGUUUCCUGUCGUCCUUCCAUACUGUUUGCCUCCGCAGCAUGCGUCUACACACUUGAAACCCAUAGAAUGCCCAUUCUGGUAGACGUUAUGCCCCGUAAUGCCAGCCGGUCGCACUGUUUGCUUAAAAUCCCCCGAAAGGAACACCACCUAAAAGCGAUACCUCGAACACGUACCCGAGGCCGACCGAGAACGACCAGACAGACUAAUCGAACACACCGAGACCUUCCUCGGCCAACCCAACGUCAGUCUUCAACGCUUCCACUUGAUCGCACUGCAACCAAGCGGGUGGUUUUUUGUUCACAGCAUCCAUACUGCCAGAUGAGGGAGCCAAUUUGCUCUUCAAUACUAAUAAUAUCUACGUGUGCUCAUACUCGUGCGAGGAUGAGUAUUUUUUGUCAGGGCUUCUUGAGAAGCGUGACUAACACGAUAUACGAGCACGACACACGGGGAAGGCUGGGGACCCACUGUUGAGCCGAACCCCUCGCAGCUGCGUCAGGCAGCGACAUAAGGUCGGCAAAAUACACGUGUGUGGGCUUUUCGCUGAUGCCUGUGUUGUCAGUACGGUAAAUAAUUACACAAUUGUAUACUGCUGGCUGUCUGUUGACCGUUUGUGAAUAUUAUGCAGUUAUUCCGCAGUGGCUGAUGGAUUUCAGCUCAAAUAUUCAUGUGAAAUUUCGGACCGCGCCUGAAAGGGUCUGUUCCGAAGGAUUUACUCCAAGUUCGCGCAUUAAUUUCCUCGGAAAUUAAACAAGGUAUUUUGGCUUAAGCACUCCUUAUAACAACAGUACUAAGGGCAACUGUGGCAUAUUUCAGCGGAUAGCUUCACUCACUCUCCACGACCUUUUGCACUUUUUCGCAACCUAAUGGUUAUCUGGAUAUCCUAUCCCCAUUCAGCCAACUCCAACAUGUGUGAUGCAGCCCAAGAGGACUGUUGUGAAAUUGUGCCGCUCGGACACAGUACCAAUGCAAUAUUCUUCCCUCAGUUGGUUUUAGCUGCAGAUCUUCAUUAACUGUUCUGCAACCCAUUUCCCGGUUAUUACUCAGUCGUCUAUCGUUAAUCUUAUUUCCAUAAGGUCUAGAUCUUCGGGCUAAUCCCGUUAAACUUACUUGCAGCUGUUAUUGUUCGGCGGAAAGUUGCUCACCAACUGGAGUGCACGGGCCAUAGCCUGAUUGGUUGCCUCGACGGUUUGGUGGAAACAGUUGGUGAAGUGGAAAAUAACCAUCUGAACAUACUCAUCCAGCACAACACUUGGAGGUUCCAGGAUUGUGCUGAACAACUGCGAGUAAAGAAUUAUUGGAUGGCAAUCAACAGUCGCCGUAUAAUAACUAUGUAGUUUGUGGUCCUUUUUUGUGGGUAACCCAUUUGCGAAAUCGGUGUAGGACCCUGCCUGAGGGUAUUAACUUGAGCCGAUUUGGUCUGAUCACAAAAGGCAGCACAUCCUCUCUCUCACGCAGGUGUGACGGGCUGAGGCUGGCAAAUGUCUGUCUUGGUCAGGUCCCUUUUCAAGAUCAUUGCGUCACUUCUCAGUAUUAAUCGAUUGGAACUCCUUUUCUGUUUGACGUUGACUUCCCUUCUCCUGCCUUCAUCGCACGUACUUAACUGAAGUGUUCUCGUUCCCCUUUAGUGUCAAAAAAGCAGUGCUUGUGCAUGAGAAUAUGAACCCCUGUAUUGCAGGUGACCUUGCCCUAGACUCCAAGGGGAUUAGAGCUAGGGUCAUAGUUAGGGACGCUGGGAUUAGGGUUAUAUCGACGGUUAGGUUUAUGAAGGUUAAAGCCAAGGCAUGGGAAUAUAGACCUCCCUGACACUUCGCGUGAGGCCACCUGUAGUGCGGGGGGAGUCCGUAUUCCCGUGUCGGAUCAAAACAGCAACCAUUCGGAGGUUGAAGUGUCCCUUUUUAUCCCUCCUAUCUGCUAGACACUACUUCCACAAAGUCUGUAUCGACCCGUGGCUGCUGGAGCAGCGCAGUUGUCCAAUGUGCAAGCUAGACAUUCUGCAAGCCUAUGGCCUGCGGCCCUACUUGGCCUUCUCUGUUGGCGAGGAUUCUAGCCUCUCACAUGGCGGUGGAGGCUUCCACACCGAUGAGUCGGGCCCCACUGUGGAGGAGGCCACAACAACUGCCGCCCUUACCACAGAAUCGCCCUCGGUUAGCUAUCUUUCCCAGCCGCAACAAUCUUCUUGCGCGCCUGACAGCGCAACUAUCACCGAUACGUGUGCUGGUGACAGCCUACGCGGCAAGUACGCUGCCGUGAACGACCGGAAAACAAGAGCGUCUGCGACCGCCAACAGCGGCGGCUACCAGACCUGCUCGGAGGCCGGGAUUCUCGGUGUAGAGUCUCCUACCCGCGCCUUAGGCAGCCAGUCAAUGGAUGCUGAGGGCACCGUCGUCGCUGCCAACGUGGCCGUUACACGGAGCCUGUCAGGACAGUCAUCGAGCCCUCUUCUGACCAGUCCUGCGCCGCUCUGUGCCACCGACUAUUCCCCGCCUUUUUCCACCUGCCUUUGUGCACACACCCAUUCACCGACGAUAGGAGGUUCAAGCCCCGCUGAGCAAUGCCAACGGCAGCAUCGACUGAGCUUCCAGCAGAAAAUGCGUGCUCAAAGUUCAGAUUCCAGCAUAACUCAAAGCAAUUCCUCCAGUCAGGUCGUCUCCCAACAGCAGCAUAAGCACUUACUACCACAUUUACAACCCUCCGAUACACAAACUGUAAGCUCAGUCUCUGUGUUUUUUCCCACGUUUAACGAAACGUUUGUUGGCAGGCAGAGGCAAAGUUGUAAUUCACAAAUGUUACGUGCACAGCGUAAAAUGUUUAAGAAAUAAUUCAGUACCUACAUGGUCAUCCUGUAGUGUAUUCAUAAUCGCAUAACGGCGCCUGAAAAUAGGCAAAGGUAUCGACAGUAGUUCCAAAAUGAAAAAGCAACGAGUAUCUGUCAGAAAAAUGCAGAAAUGAGCAAUUUUUCUCGAGAAGAUAAAGGAUGUGGACGUUCAUCAUCGGAAUACCCUACUAAGACACGUCUCAAAGAGUUAACUUGGCAACGGUAGCUUGUGUAACCCCACCUCUCAACUAACUUUAACUCUCUUAUUAUUAUUUAUGAGAAGAACUAUGCACAAGUACUUUUGAAGAAAUAAAUAAGUUAGGCGUACGCGUUCGACAACAGAGACCGCUAAGAGAUGUCGAGGAAGCAAAGCGUUUAUGUUCUAACCGAAGCCAAGUAGACCAUAACGCAGCCGGCUAUCCUUGCAGCGCGCAUAGUAUGGUGGCGUACUGACAUGGCACAAAAAGGUUUAACUACUCUUCUGGAAGAAAUAGCGACGAAUACGGAGCGGGAAGGUUGUUGUGCUUAUUGAUUGACUGAGGGCCGGAAAAUAAUGACUCGAACAGUUAGCGGUUCACGAGAUUGUCGCCUCCAGCAAGAAUUUCUGCUUGGAAUUCGAGUUUAACACAGACUGGAGGCAACCAUAAGGCGCCAGAUCAUGAGACUGUAUGACCUACUGUUACGGCAGGAAGCAUCUGGAAUCUUAUCGCAUCUGGUGCAGUUGUGGACAAAACAGCUAUGUCGGAGAAACCAGGCGACAACUCCGGACGCGAUUGGCCGAGCACGCGUCAGCAGUAAGGAGGAACGACGCGAACUCCCAAACCGCGAGGCAUUCGAUGGGACCAAACCACACAUUUAAGCUUGACGAAGCAGAAAUUCUUGCUAGAGGCGACAAUCGCGUGAGUCGCGAACUGCUAGAGUCAUUAUUUUCCGACCCUCAGUCAAUCAACAAGCACAACAACCUUCCCGCUCUGUAUUCGUCGCUGGGACUUAGCCUAGGCAAAGUAUUCAGCCGCGAGGAGAGCGCGCGGAUAACCACUGGCUCCGGUAUCAAUGUCGGCGAGCCAAAUCACCCAAGAGUCCACACGAAUGACAAAAUCCGGUAGUGAGCCCCUCGGCGGCGUGCGAGCCAAUAAUCUUGACUGGCAUGCAGGCGCAUAACAACGGCAUACUUCAACACCUGGCCAGUGGAGCUGUGAUGCACUCGGCAACUGCCAACUGUGAUAGGCAUGUAGUGACCUAGCAAAUACUUCCUGCAAAUACUGCGACACCUGAGCAAUCCACUACCCUUAUCUGAUUCUGUCUCUGAUGACGAAUUCGAGUGGGGAUCCGAAACUUCAAGCGAAUAAAGUACUUGUUCCAGCGAUCGGGUAUCCUCCGCGACUACUUGCUGGAGCUCGCCUCUUCGCCCCCUAUUAAAACGAUUGCCCAGACUAAAAUUAUGUGACGCCCAAAAAUGAUCUUCACUGCAGGUCAGUUGCGCGUCUCCGGACGGUACACGGAACUUGCAAACGAUUUCUGCCGCUAGGCACAAAUACGUUCGUCUUUCAUUGUCAUAUUAAACGACCUAACCAGAUUAACGGAACGCUCCCUCAGUGUGCACAUGUGCCGAAUUCGAAGGGUUGCAAUUGAUAAAUUAUUUUAAUUUUACUUCGCCUUAUCCGUUAUCUUCUAGGAGAGAGGUAGAGAGGUAUGUGGGCCGAGUGGCGCGGUAGGGACAUAGGCGGUCGGAUGUAAUACAUGCGUUUGCGAAAAGAGACUUCGACAUGAAGCAAGCAAGAAUGAGAAAUUGGAGGACGAAUUUAUUUUAAGGUACCCGAAAGAAUGUGAAAGGGUUCAAGAAUGGGAGAUGGUCGCAUUCGAAGGAUACAUCGAGCGAAUUUUAGACUGUAGAGUAGAAAACCGUUUUCUGACGACUAUACUGUGGCAUCACCCAAGCCUUCCUUAGCGAUUUGCAGGCCAGCCUCAUUUCUGGCCGGGCAGUUAUCGACCACAUCACCAGCAUACUUGAUAUAUAGGCAGCCAUCGGGCGAUCUCAGAUCGUCGAUGUAAGGCAAAAGAGAGGAGGGAGAUUGGUUCUUGAAGCACUCCACAGUUAUCAGGAAGAUAAGUAGAUGCUCGAUUGUCAGGCUGAAACAUCUGAGUUUGGAAGGGAAGGUAAUCUGCAAACCUUGAGACAACCCAGCCAGGAGAGCCUCACUCGAGUCUUUUUCGUAAGAUGUCAUAAAACAGUACGAAGGGCACAGGACUAAUCAAGGAAACAAGCUUUUGCUCAUCCCAUCAACCCAGCCAGCUUUGAUUGGUUUCUCUGUUGACUUUUAGCUCACUAGCCCCUCGAACCCAUCUAAGGGCGAUCUGGCCUUUGUGGGCAGUCAUCUGCACCACCAUCGGCCCAAUGCUCUGACCUGCACGGACGCCCACACCAGGACACCCCCUUCUCAUAACUCAGCCUCAGGUGCAUGUGGCAGUAGCUGGGACGUAGGUACCAGUACCUCCAACCAUGAGGAGAACGAAUGCCACGGUGAUGUGAACUGUGAUAGCAGUGGCAGCUGCCGACGACAACAGAAGGCUCGCAAGAGAGGCUCUGAGGGUCCAUUCGUCGGCUGGUUUAGUCGUGGUUUUUAUUUAAACAAACCGUCAGUCCGACACCAUGACAAAGGUGAUAGGAACGUUGCGCUACCUGAAACGUUUUCCUCGCGAUUCCGACACCGAAGACCCCCUAAGGACAGUAGUGACGCUGGCGGCGGCGGCGGCGCUGAUUGCCCAGUUUCUGUGAAGCUUAUGCCCCAUUCACCGUCUGCCUCCGGCCUCGAUCCCUCCGUCAUUGAAUCCCCUGAUGAUGAGGCUACCCUCGUCGGAUGCAGGCUGCUACCGCAACAGCCACAACAAACUUAUGAUGAAUCAUGCUCGGUUGCACCCUCCCAGCUGACCCCUGGCGCAUGCAAAGAACAAUUGGUUGUAGCGGUGGUUGAAGUUCCCUCUAGCUCCGCCGCACACAGUUCCAGUGGCAGGGAUCCGGCCACAGGAGACUCGGCCCUAAUGACCUAG
This is a messenger RNA of Spirometra erinaceieuropaei, 25099 nucleotides long. Lineage: Eukaryota; Metazoa; Platyhelminthes; Cestoda; Diphyllobothriidea; Diphyllobothriidae. The record is from the annotation of a GenBank genome assembly.